Molecule: messenger RNA, 2037 nt
Organism: Didymodactylos carnosus
Lineage: Eukaryota; Metazoa; Rotifera; Eurotatoria; Philodinida; Philodinidae
Source: the annotation of a GenBank genome assembly
AUGGCAUUAAGAGGACUUGGUAGAGGAACACCAGUUGUGGAAGAACCACUAAACGAAGAACGUCAAGAAAGACCAAUACCCUACGUUUCUCCACCCUCACCUACAGAACACGAUGAUAUAUUUGCUAUUAGUUGUGGAAAAGGGGAAAAUAUAAAAAAAUACACAGAUAUUCCGGUUACUUGUACUCCUGAAGGGCUUAUUACACCAAUCAAUACGUUUGAGAAAAGUUAUUUGAAUGAACAAGUGUUGGCGAAUAUACGUGAAUGUAAAUAUGAUGAUCCGUUAGCCAUUCAAUGUUGGUCAAUACCCAUCAUACUUCAGCAUUUCGAUUUACUGGCAUGCGCAAAAACAGGUUCAGGAAAAACAGCCGCUUUUUUAUUGCCGAUAAUAACACGUUUGUUAGAUUCCAUUUCGAUACAAACUUCAAACCAAUCAGCACCAUUGGUUUUAAUUGUUUCGCCUACGCGAGAGUUAGCAAUACAAACCGAAAGUGAAGCACACAAAUUUUCUUUUAAAACACCAAUCAAAACGUAUCAGGUGAAAUAUUUCGUACUGGAUGAAGUCGAUCAAAUGUUGAAUAUACAGUUUGAACCGGAUAUACGACGAUUAGAAACACUUGGUUUACCAUCAAAAGGUCAACGACAAACGUUGAUGUUUUCAGCUACCAUAUCACCUGAAAUUCAAAGAAUUGCAGAAGUAUUUUUACAAAAUUAUUUGUUUUUGAGAGUUGGAGAUGCAGGAGGUGCGAAUGAAGAUAUUGUUCAAACGAUUGAACAAGUACCACGCGACAGAAAAACAGACCGUUUAUUAGAAAUAUUACAAACAGACUUUAAGAAUAAACGAUGUUUAGUAUUUGUUGAAACGACAAGACAGACUGACUUUAUUGGAAUUGUUUUAAAUCAAAUGAAUUUGCCUGCUACAACGAUACACGGAUUAAGAACUCAAGUCCAACGAGUUCAAGCGUUUAAUGAUUUUAAAACUGGACGAAUUCCUAUAUUAGUGGCCACCUCCGUCGCUGCACGAGGCUUAGAUUUUCCGGAGAUUGAGUGUGUAAUCAAUUAUGAUUUACCCGAUACAGAAGAAUUUUAUAUUCAUCGAAUUGGACGAACGGCACGAGUAGGUCAUUUGGGUAAAUCAAUUAGUUUUUUUGAUCCACAACGUAAUCAUGAUCAAAGAAUUGCUCCAUAUCUAGUUGAUCAAUUAAAAGCACUUGGUCAAAUAGUGCCAGAAUUUUUAAAAAAUAUGACUGAACCAUAUGUAGAUCAAACUAACAGAACAAAUUGUCAACAAAAUGUAAUUCUUGGUCAAAUGUUAUUUGAUAUUGGCGAACAUUCAAAAGAUCAUGACUAUUUUAUGAACUUAUUAUUAGAUAAGGACAAUAACUGUAUUUUAGCUCAAAUAUUAGAAUUAAUUGGCUUAAAUUUUUAUUAUAACGGUGACUAUGAAAAAUCAUUAAUUUAUUAUUUAUAUACAGCUGAUCGAUACAGAGAUCAAUACGUUGAUCUAUAUGAUUCAAUGAUGGAUAUUAAACGAAUGAUAGAAGAGAAUGAAGAAAUACCAAAUGACUUAAAUAUAAAUGUUAACAUUAAAUUUUCAACAAAUUGUAGAUCAUUGAUAAUAAAAAUAAAAUCAUCAGAAACAACAGAAAAAUUAAAAAAAUUAAUUGAGAAAUUAAGAUCAAAUGUUUUAGUUCAAUAUCAACAUUUAUUUUACUACGCUAUAUUCAAUACAUUUAUCUUAGAUAAUAAUAAUUUUAUAUUAAAUGAUUAUAAGAUCUAUGAUAAAUCAAAAAUAUUUUUAAUUCAUACAACAUUAUGUGAAUAUUCUAUUUAUAUUAAACGUACAAAAACAAAUGAUGUAUUAGAAAUACCUGUUAGAUCAUCUGAUACAAUUGACCAUAACGGGUGGGCCAGAUAAAACCGGCCACUUUUGUAGGUACCGUCCAAUAGUUCCAAGGAUUCUUUUUAAAGUCAAUCGAUAGAGAAUUGAAUUCUCUACAAAACCUAUAAUUUUAAUCUCUGAUAGCGUUUUUCCCGG